Molecule: messenger RNA, 2205 nt
Organism: Leishmania mexicana MHOM/GT/2001/U1103
Lineage: Eukaryota; Euglenozoa; Kinetoplastea; Trypanosomatida; Trypanosomatidae
Exons: 1
Coding region: 1-2205 (734 amino acids)
Cellular component (GO): mitochondrion
Source: RefSeq, a predicted model, not a curated record
AUGUACAAGAAGGCGCUGAACGCGUUCUUCCUGAAGGUGCACCCCGACUUCUUCCACCACAAUGCGCAGCAGCAAACUGUGAACCAGAAUUCCGUGGCUCAGCUCAAUGAGCUCCUAGCGUGGGCGCGGGAGUUCAAGCAGGGGACGCUGCGCGCACCACCAGCCACGUCCAUCUCUUUUGCCUUCUAUCGCCGCAUCGACGAGAAAGAGGGUGGUGGCGCCGAUGCCGUCACCACGCAGCGGUCGGCGCGCGCAAGUGACGCUGGAAGCAGCGGUGGCGAAGGGGAGAACGGCGGCGACCGGCCGAAGGAGUCGUUCUUCGCCAAGCGAGCGUAUCGGGCCGCAGACUGGGCGUCAGACGGCGGUGACUUUGACGGCUCUGGCGCUGGCGGCGGCGCGUCAUUGCACCGAGACUCCCAAACCGUUCUCAUCCACUCUACGUUCGAGCUUCCGCAGGGCUUUGUCGCGAGCGAGUCGAACCGUGGUCUGGUGGAGCGCUCCGUGAACAAGUUCUUGCGCGACUUGCUGCGUCGCGCCGAGUGCAUCGACUCGGUCACAGAGUCCAUGUCUGUCGCCGAGGACGCGGCAGCGGCGCGACGAGAGGCAAAGCCGUUGCGUCGUCGUCGUGCAGACCCGCGGGCGAAGGCCAAGAGCGGUGGCAAGACCUUGCUGGACGAGGCGAGCGAGGCCAUGACGAUGCAGUGGACGCUGACAAGCGUGCCCACGCUUGAGGAGCUGAUGGACGCCGAUCAGGUGCUUUUCGCCAAGACCCUGUCCCCCUUGCAGUGCUCCGCAGCGCUGCACACCCUGCGCGCUUCUCUCGGCGAGCUGCACUACGAUCAGUGGAGCUCGAUGCCGCUGAUUAUCGAUGACCACUUCGCCAUCGGUGCAGGCAUCACGGGAGGCCUGACGGUUCCGUGGGACUUUACGGCGCUGCAGUUUGCCAGCUUCCUUCACCAGAACGCCGCCGCCAUCGCACAGUGUCGCACCUUAGCGGCAGUGUUUGCGACGGAGGUGGAGCAGCUUAUAGCAGAGCUGUGCACUGCACUGGAGUUGGAUGACGUGCUCAUUUCGUGUUCGCACAAGGAGGCGGUGAAUGUGCUGCGGCUGCUGCAUCGCAACAAGGAGCUGCUGCACGGGUACGGGCUGACAAACCUGACGCUCGAGAUUGGCAUGCGUCACGCCACGCGCGCCAACGGCGUCGUCAUCGUUGACGUGUCCAUGAAGACAAUGGAAGAGCUCCGCGAAUGGCUGCAGGCGCUUCACGGCAAGCUUGACCUGCAGCGCAAGCUUUACAGCGUGUCGAAGCAGAUGCUGGAGACAACAAUGUGGCACCUGACGGAGUUCCGCAGCAUGGUUGAGCCCGGUGGCGUGGACGCUUUUGUGAACAACGACUGCACGUACGCGCAGCGGUUGGCGUGGGCAAAGGAGCUUUUCCGCAUCGGCCCUGCCCUGGCGCACUGGGACUGGCAGGAGUUCACGUUUCUGCUCAGCCCCGAGCUUGAUGUGGACUGGAGUCGGCGUCAGCUGAAGCUGCCACACAACUUUGACGGCGACGCCCUCGUCCGCUACGUCGAGGAUGUGCAGCAGAGCGCUAAAGAGAAGGAGAAGGAAGCGCUGCUGCGCGCGAGUGCGGUGCGUCGGCUGUCAGACGAGGAGAUCCGCGCACAGACGCACACCGCGGACUUGCAGCUGAACGACGGCACGAGCGAGUCUGAAAGCAAAGAGCAGGUGCGGCGGCAGCGCCUCGAAGACCCACUCGUGCCUGGGAUGCAGCCGGUGUCGGAGGCGAUGCGGCAUCUCUACCGGCAAUCGUCACCGCACAUGGACGAGUACAUGACCUCUAGCGAGGACAGAGUGGACCCUCUUAGCGUCGAACGUCCACUCUCGCACGCCGUUACUUUCAACAGUGACACAGAGGCGGAGGAGCAGCUCAAGUGGGAGGGCUUCUACCAGGAGCCCUACGUGGACCAGAUGCCGACCGGCGACCUCGACGACAUGGCGCACACGUACCGACUCACGAACCGCUGGCAUCGCGAGGCGGCGGCGAAGAAGCUGCUGGAGGAGCUGCAGUCCACUUACGGCAAGAAGAGUCGCCGGUUCGACUACCAGAAGAUGGGUGAUGUGCUGGAGAUCAACAAUGCUCGCGUGCAGCCGAAGGGGUUCCCGGUAGUGGCGCGGGGUAUGAAGCCGAGCGAGGGGUAG